AUGGCUCCAAGAGACUCACUUAAGAAAAAACUCGUGAUUGUUGGCGAUGGUUAUUGCGGCAAGACCACCCUCUUGUUGGCAUUCAAGGACGGGAAAUUUAACGAUGUUUACGUGCCAACGGUGUUUGAGGACCAAACCGCGAACUUGGUGGUUGACGGAUACAACAUCGUGCUCAAUUUGUGGGAUACUGCCGGACAAGAAGAUUAUGAAAGACUCAGACCAUUGGCGUACCCUGAAUCCGAUGUGGUAUUGAUUUGUUUUACGGUGGAGCAAAGGGCCUCGUUAGAAAACGUCCAACACGUAUGGUUAAAAGAAGUGUUACAUUACGUCCAUGGGGUUCCGAUUUUUUUGGUGGCGUGCAAAAAAGAUUUGAGAUUGGACCCUGCCACCCAAGCAAAGAUGGCAAAGCAAGGCACCACCUUUGUGAGUCCCGAAGAAGGCCAAGGUGUUGCCAGAGCCAUCAAUGCGUAUCGUUACGUGGAAUGUUCUGCGAAAACUGGCGAGAACGUUAUUGAGUUGUUUGAAGAGAUUGGUAGAUCUCUUAUCCCACAAAAAAAAGCCGGCAAAAAUAAGAAGGCCAAGAAAUCGAAGAAAUGUGUUAUUUUAUGA
Molecule: messenger RNA, 609 nt
Organism: Saccharomycopsis crataegensis
Lineage: Eukaryota; Fungi; Ascomycota; Saccharomycetes; Ascoideales; Saccharomycopsidaceae
Product: Rho family protein
Exons: 1
Coding region: 1-609 (202 amino acids)
Biological process (GO): small GTPase-mediated signal transduction
Cellular component (GO): cytosol
Molecular function (GO): GTP binding; GTPase activity; protein kinase binding
Source: RefSeq, a predicted model, not a curated record